This is a messenger RNA of Ceratotherium simum simum (southern white rhinoceros), 957 nucleotides long. It is a transcript of the gene STMP1, whose product is annotated as short transmembrane mitochondrial protein 1. Gene Ontology annotation, cellular component: respiratory chain complex. NCBI's taxonomy places the organism in Eukaryota, Metazoa, Chordata, Mammalia, Perissodactyla, Rhinocerotidae. The record is from RefSeq and is a predicted model, not a curated record.
UUCAGCCCUUCGCGCCGGGGAGGCAGGCUGGGACCGGCGCACGGGACGCAGCCGCCUUUCGCGCCCUCCCGGCCGACAUCAUGCUCCAGUUCCUGCUUGGAUUUGCUUUUGGCAACGUGGUUGGAAUGUAUCUGGCUCAGAACUAUGACAUACCAAACCUGGCUAAAAAACUUGAAGAUAUUAAAAAGGACUUGGAUGCCAAGAAGAAACCCCCUAGUUCAUGAGGCCGACUCCAGCACUGCCUUCUGGAUGUACUGAUUCUGCUGCUCUUGAGGGCCUCCUUUACCAUCUCAACCAAAAGCUUUUGUUUUCAUCUCCAGCCUCAGCGCGUUUCUUCUUUGCUGGAUGGACCCUGCGUUGCCUUAGAGCACAACUGGGGCCACAAUUAAGAACUACCCUUACUUCUCCAGCAUCCUCACCUCUGCCCUUCUUCCUUCCAGCCACUUGGGAGGUCCUAAGACUGGAAUUAUGGUGCUAGAUUAGUAAACAUGACCUUUAAUUAGUAGUCACCCCAUUAUUCUUUGUGAUCUCUACUAUGUUUUUUCAAAAGAGAAAUGGAUGAGUUUUGUAUAGCUGAUUAGAUAUAAAUGAUGCUGAUUUCACAGUUUAGAAAUUAAAAUGGGUGUUUAAACAUUUAGUACUAUAUUACGUUGUUUCAAAGUAAUUAAAAUUGAAAUCUAGAAGCCAGUUUCUGGUGAAUUAUCUAUUUUAUACUGUUGUCAGGCAGCUCCAUAAUUGCUAGUUUAACCAAUAAAUCAAUUUACUAUUCAUCAACUUGAGAAACUAUAUUCUGAGAACCCUGUCAGGAACUGGGGAAUUUAAAAAUACGUAAAAUAAUGGCCUUUGUCCUCAGUAGAAUUCAUAGGCUAGUAUGCAUGUUUUUCCUUAAUGAUGCGCUUGAUCUGGCUCUCUUCCCUCAGAAGAAUCACACUUAUUAUAAGGAGUUACAGGUGCAUU